AUGGCGGCUACGCAGCUGCAGCCUCGGCUAUUGGCAAGCCUCGGCUAUUGGGUUGAUAAAGAUAGGAGUGGGGUGAUAUCGGACAAUGAGCUUCAGCAAGCGCUCUCCAAUGGCUACCGGCUCUCUGACCAGUUCCACGACAUCCUCAUCCGAAAGUUUGACCGACAGGGACGAGGCCAGAUUGCGUUUGAUGACUUCAUUCAAGGCUGCAUCGUCCUGCAGAGGCUGACAGAUAUAUUCAGGCGCUACGACACGGAUCAAGAUGGCUGGAUUCAGGUGUCUUACGAGCAGUAUCUCUCCAUGGUCUUCAGCAUCGUGUAACUACGCCUUGUGAAUAUCAGCACCGUUUGGGAAGAAAAUGCCAACCCCCUACCUGGGGCAAAUCAGGACACAGAUGCAGUU
Molecule: messenger RNA, 402 nt
Organism: Dipodomys ordii (Ord's kangaroo rat)
Lineage: Eukaryota; Metazoa; Chordata; Mammalia; Rodentia; Heteromyidae
Gene: Pdcd6
Product: programmed cell death 6
Exons: 4
Coding region: 1-321 (106 amino acids)
Molecular function (GO): calcium ion binding
Source: RefSeq, a predicted model, not a curated record